AGUUUGAGCACAUCCAAAGAUUCCAAACACAAAAUAGAAUUAAAAUCUAGUUUUGCUGAGAAACAAAGUUGUAGCCAUGGGCAUACAUGGGAUGCUCUUAGUCGUCCAGAUAUCACUGUUAGGGCUGAUAAUAUCAUCAAUAAUGGUGGCAGCAGCAGCAUCUCUAGCCAAGUUUGACUGCCCCAACAAGUGUGGAGAUGUAGAAAUUCCAUACCCAUUUGGCUUGAAGAAAGGCUGCUCGCUGAAUGAGGACUUUCUCAUCACUUGUGACAAUGAAGUAGCAAAAACAGGUGAUGUUACUGUUAAGAACAUAUCCAUUGAGAAUCAUCAGUUGCGUGUCUUGCACUUUGUAGCCCGAGACUGUUACCACCAACAUCGCAGUCAGGAGUACAAUGAGCCCUUCGUCUGGCCUUCGACGUUCAUAAUUUCUCAGAGCAGAAAUAAAUUCACAGUUGUUGGCUGUGACACUUACGCAAUCCUUCAUGGUGUACACAACGGAGAAUAUUACUCAAGUGGGUGCUUGACUGUGUGCAAAAGCCUUCACAGUGUGAGGAAUGGGUCAUGCUCUGGUUGUGGGUGUUGCCAGGUAGCAAUUCCCGCUGGAUUAAGAAAUAUAUCAAUGGAGGUAGAUAGCUUUAACAAUCACACAAAUGUAUCGGACUUCAAUCCCUGCAGCUCUGCUUUUAUUGUGGAAAAAGGCGAGUUCAAUUUCUCCUCUAAUUAUCUCAGAAAUAUGUCAAAGGAAAUGCUCCCUAUAGUGCUUGACUGGACAAUUGGGAAAGAGACAUGUGAAGAAGCAGCUCGAAACAAAACAAAUUUCGCAUGUAAGAGGAAUAGUGAAUGCCGUGAUCACUUCUCUACGAAGUUAGGAUACCAAUGCAGUUGCAAGCCGGGUUAUCGAGGGAAUCCAUAUCUAUAUAAUGGUUGUCAAGACAUUAAUGAGUGUGAGCAUUCAGCUCAUAAUAAUUGCAUAAAAGCAAAAAACUGUGUCAACACAAAAGGAAACUACACAUGUCGUUGUCCGAAGUGGUACCAUGGGGACGGAAGAAAAGGUGGUGAAGGUUGUAUUCCGGAGCCCUUCCUAAUGUUAAAGAUUGCCGGUGUUGCUGUCAUAAGCUUAAUUGCUAUACUAGUGAUUAGCUUUUGGCUGUACUUUUUAAUCAAGAAAAGAAGGCUCAUCAAGCUCAAAGAAAAAUUUUUCCGACAAAAUGGAGGAUUGAUUUUGCAACAACAACUCUCUACCAUGGAAGGAUAUAGUGAAACAACCAAAAUUUACACUGCUAAAGACCUAAAGAAAGCCACCAACAACUAUGAUGCAAGCAGGAUCAUUGGCCAAGGGGGUUAUGGAGUCGUUUAUAAAGGAUUUUUACAAAAUAAUAAGGUUGUUGCAAUCAAGAAGUCUAAAACAGUAGAUCAAGAACAAAUUGAGCAAUUCAUUACCGAAGUGGUUGUUCUCAUCCAAGUUAACCAUAGAAAUGUGGUCCAAUUAUUAGGGUGUUGUUUAGAGACACGAGUUCCAUUAUUAGUUUAUGAAUUUGUCCCUAAUAGUACUCUCUUCAAGCACAUACAUCAUGCAUCCACCAUAUCAUGGGAAACCCGUCUAAGGAUAGCUAUAGAAAUAGCAGAUGCACUAUCUUAUCUACACUCUGCAGCUUCUAUACCUAUAAUUCAUAGAGAUAUCAAGUCCACAAACAUAUUGCUUGAUGAUGAUUUCACUGCAAAAGUCUCUGACUUUGGAACUUCAAGGUUGGUUCCACGAGGUCAAAAGCAAUUACCUACUGUAGUACAAGGUACUCUUGGAUAUUUGGAUCCUGAAUACAUGCAGACAAAUCAAUUUACAGAAAAAAGUGAUGUUUAUAGUUUUGGAGUGGUACUUGUGGAGCUAUUAACAGGACAAAAGGUACUUUCGCUUUUAAGGCCUAUGGAGCAAAGAAGUCUAGCUAUGUAUUUGCUUUGCGCAUUGAAAGAGGAUCGGUUGUUUGAAAUUCUUGAAAAGCGUAUUAUGGAUGAGGGAAACACGGAGCAACUCAAGGAAUUUGCAAAGCUUGCAGCGAAGUGCUUAGAAGUAAAAGGGGACGAGAGGCCUACUAUGAAGGAAGUAGCAAUUGAGUUAUAUGGAUUGAGACAGAUGAAGCAUUUGUGGGAUAAUGAUGAAUCAAAUUUUAUGGAAGAGACCGGACCCGUGAUUGGUGAAUGUUGAAUGGUAAGACAUAUUAAAAAUAUGGUGGUUAACUCUAUCAUUGUAAUCCCAUCUCUUUGUAAGCUUUGAUAACGAAAUAUGAACAUCUCCCACGAUGUCAUGUCCUAGUCGUGCGCCUAUUGUUGUUAUUUUUGAUAACUUUAGCGACUUCUUAGCAUUCUCUUUAUUGUCAGUUCAUUCAGCAAAGCUGUUUCUGG
This is a messenger RNA of Quercus lobata, 2397 nucleotides long. Its product is annotated as wall-associated receptor kinase 2-like. The coding region runs from base 77 to 2200 and encodes 707 amino acids. Gene Ontology annotation, molecular function: protein serine/threonine kinase activity; polysaccharide binding; ATP binding. Gene Ontology annotation, cellular component: plasma membrane. Gene Ontology annotation, biological process: cell surface receptor signaling pathway; protein phosphorylation. NCBI's taxonomy places the organism in Eukaryota, Viridiplantae, Streptophyta, Magnoliopsida, Fagales, Fagaceae. The record is from RefSeq and is a predicted model, not a curated record. The transcript has 3 exons.